AUGGCCAUUUGGAGCAACCAUCAGGUGCCAUGUCCUGGGAUGAAGCGUGCGUGCAAGGCUGGUUGCACUGUGGGUCCACAGCUCUCAUUGUUCUCCCAGUCUGGCUUUUGGGGAGAACUGGGCAAAAACUGGCUGUUUGCAUCGAGCUUUCAAGCCCUGUCCGUGAUGGGGCAGACGUGCCAACACGGACGCAAUGCACACGAGUCCGUGCAAGAACGUGAGAGUGAUGGUUCGUUCAGAAGCCGUAAGACUGCUAAGUUCCCUGAAUGCCUGGCCGCCGAAUUCGCAUUGCACAUCAGGCCGCUUCUUGCUGGUGCACAGCUUGAACACACCCUUGCCACAGCGUCGGCGUUGGUACCUGUCAAGGCCCUGGACGUUGGACCGUGGGUGAUCCACGAUGGGGUGCAAGAUGCGCGCAAAGACUUCUUCUCCUGCCUAGGUGUGGCGACGGAUGCAAAUACAUGGGAGGUCCGUGAGCAUCAACCUUUGCAUCUGCAUGCGCUUGAGGCACUUGCCUGUUUUUGUGGUGAUCCGGAUGUGAGUCUUUGCAAAUCCCUUUUGCAAGGCAUCCCCACGGGGUAUAACAACGAUAUCCCGGUGUCAAAUUGUUUUUGGCCGAAUCAGAAGGAGAACUUGGAGGAUGUAUCACUUUCCAUCCACAUGCAGAAUUGGCGCUCGGCCUCAGUUGAUCCGUCAGUGACUCAGGCUUUGCUGCAGGAGGAAAUUGAUCAGGGUUUUUGCUUCAAGUUUGAUGGCGAUAUUGAAGCAGCUAAAGCAAAAUGGCCGGGUGCACUGGCGAUAGGGAAGUUAUCAGUGGUUCGUGCGCCAAAUCGAUCGGAAAGGUUGGUCUUAGAUAACUCAGUUUGUGGCACGAAUGCAAGUUGCAGCGUUCCGGAAGUCCAGCACAUGCCAUCAGUCAGGGACGUGAUGCACUGUUUUCCCCUGCGGGGCACUCGCUCGCGGCAAGCUGCCAUAUCUCUUGACGUCAAAAGUGCUCACAAACGCUGUGUUGUCAAGGAGUCAGAGCAGGGUCUCCUAGGCUUCGCUUUUGCAGAUUCCCUGUACUUCUAUCGCGUGGCCCCAUUCGGGGCGGUCUUUGCACAGCAUUGGUUCUGGGGGUACCUUUGA
This is a messenger RNA of Symbiodinium natans, 1128 nucleotides long. The record is from the annotation of a GenBank genome assembly. NCBI's taxonomy places the organism in Eukaryota, Dinophyceae, Suessiales, Symbiodiniaceae.